Ilyonectria robusta is the source of this 988-nucleotide messenger RNA. Its product is annotated as nucleoside phosphorylase domain-containing protein. The transcript has 2 exons. The record is from RefSeq and is a predicted model, not a curated record. Lineage: Eukaryota; Fungi; Ascomycota; Sordariomycetes; Hypocreales; Nectriaceae. Gene Ontology annotation, molecular function: catalytic activity. Gene Ontology annotation, biological process: nucleoside metabolic process. Bases 14 to 988 code for a protein of 324 amino acids.
AUUUUGCCUCAUCAUGCCCAAUCCUCAAGAUUAUACCGUUGGAUGGGUAUGCGCCACUAUUUCAGAAUAUGUGGCUGCGCAAGAGUUUCUUGACGAGGAGCACCAAGACGAGGAGCAAGAGACUCCCGGCACCUUGCACCCAGACGACGCCAAUCACUAUACCUUGGGUAGGAUUGGAAAGCAUCAUGUCGUCGUCGCAUUCUCUUCGAACCGCCAGAGCGGAGCGGCAUCCGAUACUGCCAUCGACAUGGUGCGAAGCUUUCCCAACAUUCGCAUAGCUCUUCUUGUGGGGAUUGGCUACUGCGCCCGGAACAAUGCCCGUGAUAUUCGUUUAGGGGACGUCGUCGUUGGCGACGGCCGAGACAGUGUCUUUCAGUAUGAUUUCAAAACCACCGUCGAAAACCAAUCGUUCAAAGACGUACGGUUCUUCAAUCAGCCGCCAUUGGCGCUCCAGACAACCAUUGCGGGAAUGCGGGCCCAGUACAAGAGAAGCGGCCAUCAGCUUGAGCAAACCAUCGAUUGUGUUUUCGAGAACAACCCUAGAUUACAAGACGAAUACCAGCGACCGCAAGCUUCAUGCGACUUGGAAGCCGAUGGAUCAAAUACAGUACCAGUACCACGACAAGACAACCCAGCAAUCCACUUUGGCACGGUCGCUUCAUCAAAUGAGGUGAUGACGGAUGCUAUCGAACGGAAUAGGCUUGCAGCGGGUAGGAAUGUCCUAUGCUUUGAGACGGAAGGGGCGGGAUUGAACACAAACCUCCCUUGUCUGUUUAUUCGGGGCAUAUGCGGCUACUCGAACUCGAACAAGAACAAAGAAUGGCAAGGAUAUGCGGCCAUGGCAGCGGCUGCAUACGCCCACGACCUUCUCUCACGAACCUCGGCCGAGAAGCUACAAAAUGAAGCAACAAUUUUUCAAAUUCUAUCGUCGCUGCCAGUUCCAGAGGAACGGAUUGACACUACUACUGGACAUGCAGGUGGAAGUUAA